Messenger RNA from Leptomonas pyrrhocoris, 984 nucleotides. RefSeq names its product putative translation initiation factor EIF-2b alpha subunit. Gene Ontology annotation, molecular function: translation initiation factor activity; guanyl-nucleotide exchange factor activity. Gene Ontology annotation, cellular component: eukaryotic translation initiation factor 2B complex. Gene Ontology annotation, biological process: translational initiation. The record is from RefSeq and is a predicted model, not a curated record. NCBI's taxonomy places the organism in Eukaryota, Euglenozoa, Kinetoplastea, Trypanosomatida, Trypanosomatidae. The transcript has a single exon. The coding region runs from base 79 to 984 and encodes 301 amino acids.
GCACAUGAUUUUCUUUUUUGUAUGCUGUCCGAAAAGCUAUGAUUUUGUAGGAAGGGUAAACCGUUUAGCUUUUCAAAAAUGGACGUUCCCAGUGAAGAUUAUGAUGUCAGCGUGAUGAUCAAAGCGGUCAACGAGGUGCAGGCCGUGUUGACCUCGCGACAAUUUGCAACCUUCUCUGAAGUGGACACUGAAAUUGCAAAAACGUUGAAGCGGUACGAAGCUUUCGGCGAUGGCUUCGAGCGUUUUCACGUGAAUCUAACGAAAGAUGCUCUUCAGUCGAACGAUUUGCAGAAAAGUCUGAAAGACAUGAACAAGCGGUGCGAAGAGCGGUUGCGGGAUUGCGAAUGUAGCCAAAAAGACCAAAUCAACGACAUUCUGCCGUUUAUUCGCAACACUUCAACGAUUCUCGUUCACGGCUCGGGUAAUCUUCUGGCUCUUGCGGUUGCCUGCGCCAUCCAAGAGCAUGAAGGGGUCCGAUUCUACGUCUGCGAAGGUCGUCCUGCGCGCAAAGGUUUUCCCAGCGGUUCUGGUGUGGCACUCUUAGAGAAAGUGAGUGGCACGCCAGAAGGAAUGCGUCUCAAGGAGAAACUACAGAAGUAUUGCACCAUCGUUCCUGACAGUGGUGUGAGUUCCGUCAUGAAUAGCGUUGAUUUUGUGGUCAUGGGUGCAAACUGUGUGACUGAGCACGGUGGGCUUGUGCAUUCCACAGGCUCGCUUCAGAUCGCCAUUGUUGCAGCUUUUCGCAGUGUACCUUGCUACGUGCUUUGCGAGACGUUUAAAUUCACGCAUAUCUUCCCUCUAGGAACGGAAGACUUGAAGCAACCUGAAGAUGGCGCUGGGCAGGUUGUUCCUCUCGUAGAGUUUGUUCCACCAUCAAUGAUUACGCUUAUCUUUUCUGACCAAGGAAUCAUGCCUCCAUCCGCUGUUGCCGAUGAGAUGUUCCGCUUUCACACCGCACCGUCUGCUCCAUGGAAGCAGCGUUGA